AUGGCGUCUCGGAGGAUGGUUUCGAUCACCUUCCUGACCUGUGAGAAUAAAUUUCAUCUACUCCAGGUGCCUUGCCAGGCUUCAACUUCGUUGAGAACGUUCUCCGCUGUCACCUCUACAUCUCUGAGCAUGUCGUCGUUCGGUCCGGCAAACAUCCUCUUGGGUUUUGUUGCUGACAAGCAAAACAGCACCAUUCUAACUGAAGAGAAAGACAUCAAAGACAGAUGGCAGCAGUAUUGUGAGAGGCUUUAUGCUUCCCAAGAAGAAGUGACUGACCAAGAAAAUGAUCACCAGCUUGAAUAUGAAGAAGAUCCAGAUAUUCUCCUUAGUGAAGUUGAACAAGCUAUUAAGAGAAUGAGGAGUGGCAAGUCACCAGGAUUUGAUAACAUCCAGGCAGAAUUACUGAAAGAAAGUGGUACAGAAGGAGUUGAAGUUAUUUACAGACUGUGCUGCAAGAUAUGGAAGAUAAAAGAGUGGCCAGAGGACUGGAAAAAGGCAGUUUUUCUUCCAUUACCCAAAAAGGGAGAUACAAGGGAGUGUGGCAAUAACUGCACAAUCUCACUGAUUUCACAUGCUAGUAAGGUGAUGCUUCACAUAAUCGCUGAGAGAAUCAGACUCAAACUGGAGAAUUAUUCAAAGGCAUUUGAUUGCGUCCAACAUCAGAAGCUAUGGAACAUCAUGAGAAAGAUGGGAUUCUCAACACAUCUGACUGCACUGAUCAGAGCACUGUACCAAGGACAGGAAGCCACAGUAAGAACAGAGUGUGGAGACAGUGGAUGGUUCUCAAUCGGUCAAGGAUGCAUACUUUCACCCUUUCUGUUCAACAUUUACGCUGAAUACAUUAUGCGGAAAGCCUUGGAUGGCUUUGCAGGAGGGGUCUCAAUUGGAGGUCGACAACUCACCAAUUUAAGAUAUGCAGAUGACACCACCUUGAUAGCAAGAACAGCAGCAGAACUUCAACACCUGAUUGAUAAAGUCAAGUACACCAGCGAAGAUUUUGGGUUGUUUCUCAAUAUAUAG
Molecule: messenger RNA, 1020 nt
Organism: Asterias rubens (European starfish)
Lineage: Eukaryota; Metazoa; Echinodermata; Asteroidea; Forcipulatida; Asteriidae
Exons: 4
Coding region: 1-1020 (339 amino acids)
Source: RefSeq, a predicted model, not a curated record